Molecule: messenger RNA, 1265 nt
Organism: Selaginella moellendorffii
Lineage: Eukaryota; Viridiplantae; Streptophyta; Lycopodiopsida; Selaginellales; Selaginellaceae
Product: probable plastid-lipid-associated protein 13, chloroplastic
Exons: 8
Coding region: 344-1207 (287 amino acids)
Source: RefSeq, a predicted model, not a curated record
UUCGUCAUGGAGCUGUCUCUUGUCACGAUGGCGCCAUUUCCAGGCGGUCGUCCUACUCGUAGCAAAUCCCGCCGUCGCAGGGCGCUUGUCUCGAAUGCGAUCAAGAGCCCACCUCCUCUGGUCGUGCAGCUCUCGGUGGGAGUGUUCGCGCUGGGAUUCCUUGACGCCGGGUAUAGUGGCGACUGGUCGCGAAUCGGUGUGCUAUCCAAAGGUAGCGAGGCAGUCAUUCGCGACGCCGCAUUCGCUGUUGUGCCACUGUGCCUGGCGAUAAUCUUGUGGAUCGGGAGAACAAAUGAAAAGCCCUAAAACAGAGCACUAAAGCCCUAAUUUACUUUGUGUUGCUAUGGCGAGUAUCAGAGUUGGAGGGGCGCCUGCGGCUCCGGCUCCAGCUUUUCCAAUCCCUGGAGCCCAAUUCCGGCUCGCGGUCUCGACAAUCUCGGCGAUUCCCGCUCCCAGGCGCCUGCGCCGCCGUCUCGUCACCAGGGCCGCCAAUCCAUCCACGGCUCUGUUUGCAAAAGAAAUGGAGCGCGUCGCAGCAAAAGAGGCUCUACUUUUCGCCGUGAAAGAUGCGGGAGGCCUAAACGCGAGCAACGAUGCUGCGGUCCUCGACAUAUGUGAGAAGCUGCUCGCUGUGGAGCGCUUGAAUCCAACUCCACGUCCAACGACGUCACCUCUUCUCGAGGGCCUUUGGAAUCUCGAGUGGGCGGGAGCUCGGUUCAUGGCAUCCAAGGUUUUGAUAACAACGUUCCCCGCAUUGCUGUCUAUCGAAGGAGUCACGCUACGAGUAAUGGACGGAAUGGCGAGAGCUACUCUCAAUCUCAAAUUCUUGAACUCGAUUGAGACGAGCUUCAUAUUGACAACAAAUAUUUCAGCUCAAGGGCCAUUGCGGCUUAAAGAACAGUACGUGGAUGGUGUUAUAGCUCCUCCGCUUGUCAAGGAAGGCAGCAUUCCAACCCAAGUUCAAGGAAUUUACGACCAGUUUGUAGCUGCCGCUCAUAGGCUUCCGGAGUCUGUCAAGGAUAGCGUCUCUGGCGGCCUCAAGCUUCCACUUGGUGGAGGCUUGAGUUACGAGAGGCUGUUGCUUAUCUCGUACUUGGACGAAGAAGUGCUGGUUGUAAGAGAUCCAACAGGAGCUCCAGAAGUUUUGUCGAGACUAGAGGUAAAGUCUCCGGUUCCAGCCGAUCCGGAAAUCGGAUACUACAAGUAACAAGCUGUAAGCAAAGUUUUUCCUCUCCCCUAGUGAUAAGUCACCUACUGGGACCGUG